This is a messenger RNA of Helianthus annuus (common sunflower), 787 nucleotides long. Its product is annotated as non-specific lipid transfer protein GPI-anchored 2. The transcript has 3 exons. NCBI's taxonomy places the organism in Eukaryota, Viridiplantae, Streptophyta, Magnoliopsida, Asterales, Asteraceae. The record is from RefSeq and is a predicted model, not a curated record. The coding region runs from base 62 to 613 and encodes 183 amino acids.
AAUAAAAAACCCUUUAAGCACUUCCUUUUAACUAGAACCAAAAAAGAGUUCAUAUUAUAAAAUGGCAUCCAAAAUGGUUGGUAUGGUUCUAGCCAUGGUCCUUAUUGUCUCCAUAUGUGGUGGAGCUAUGGCUCAAUCAGGCUGCACCAAUGCCCUCAUGGGUAUGUCUUCUUGCCUUAACUUCAUUACAGGAAAUAGAUCCACCCCUUCGUCUUCUUGUUGCUCGCAGCUCGGAAAUGUUGUUCAAUCUCAGCCGCAAUGCCUUUGCCAAGUUCUAAAUGGUGCGGGUAUUAAUCUUGGUAUAAGUAUUAACCGAACACUCGCUCUUACACUUCCUGGUGCUUGUAAUGUUCAGACUCCACCGGUCAGCCAAUGCGACGCUGCAAACGGGCCACCUGCUACGCCCACGCCAGCUGCUUCUCCUGAAGGAUCUACUUUCGAACCAAAUAUAUUGCCAGAAAGCCCAACCGAGUCGAAUACUCCAUCAGGAUCAGGGUCAAAGACAGAUGGUUUGACACCUAAUGGAAGCCAAUCGCCGGUGCCUCUUCAUCUCUUGGCGCUAGUAAUGUUUGUGGUGUCGUGGGCUUCAACAACUACUAGUUUCGGAUUGUAACUCCAUUUAUUUGUUCUUCAAUGUGCUAAAGAAGUUUGAUUUCUUGUUUAUGUUGGAAGGUUUGUGAGAGUGACUUAUUAUUUAUUGGAGGAGGGAUUUUUUAUUUUUAAAAAGAUAGCAAUUUGUUGUUUUUGUGCAAAUAUAUUGAUGUGUUUCGAUUUCUAGCAUGGUAAA